UCAGCCGCCUGGUUUUCAAAACCCCCGACACACAUCGUGAACUAUCCAGCUUUGUUGCUUUUUCUUCUCCCCGGUCCCCCCUGGGGGAACCGUCUGGUGAACUGACCCUUCUGGUUGUCAUGGUUACCACGUGAAGGAUGCGGUUACCGGCAUUCACCGGCAGUAUCUCUUCAGUUUCUCCCUCUCAAGUAAUCGAGCAGUGCUUGCAGUGCGACACGUGCACACGCGUAUACCAGCUUGGCCUCUAUUCACAUGCUCCCUACGUAGCUCGCAACGUGCAUAUUGAUCGCUCGCCACGGAAACAAAUUACACAGUCCUCCUUACCUUCAUCCGUUCUACACGCAACGCGUUAUAAAACAAGAGACAGCAAGUAAAAAAAAAAACCUUCUCCAUAGCAACCAGCCUAGCAACUGUUUCAAAAUGCAUAAUAUGUCAGUUGUGGAGAAAACCAUCAUGGCCGACGGUAUCGAGUGGAGAUACAUCAACGACGGUACGGCCGAAUGGGGUCUCCAUUUCCCCGAGGCCCGCGGGGAUUGUCAGUCCCCCAUCAACAUCAACUCCCGCCAGGCCGUGUAUGACAGCACCCUGAACAAGCCCAGCCUGAACGCCGACUAUGCGCUGUGUCGGGAGUGCGAGAUGAUCAACACUGGUAACACGGUGCAGAUCAGUGUCAAAUACAAACCCGACGGUGUCAUGGCAGGCCUUGGGAAAUCGGAACCGCCUCCGAGAUCAGUGUUGACGGGAGGCCCGUUGGCACCGGACUCAUCGUACGAAUUGGCCGAGUUUACUUUCCACUGGGGGAAGGAGGACGACAGAGGGUCUGAGCACACCGUCAACGGCAAGGCAUAUCCCAUGGAGCUGCACCUGAUCCACUGGAACAGCCAGUUGUAUGAGACGGUGGAGGAGGCCAUGGGAAGAGAUGACGGUAUAGCGAUUGUUGCACUCUUCAUACAGGUUGGCCGCGAGCACGUCGGCCUGCGAACUCUGACGGACUAUCUGGAAACAGUGCAGUCCAAGGGCAAGAGCAUAUCCAUAACCACGCCGUUCCAUCCAACUUGCCUUCUACCGGAUCCCAUGCUUCGAGAUUUCUGGAGUUACCAAGGAUCUCUAACAACACCGCCGUGUAAUGAAAAAGUGACCUGGAUCCUGUUCCGCUAUCCACUGACGAUAUCACAUACCCAGAUGGAAGAGUUUAGACGACUGAAGAACUACCCAAAAGGCAGCCAUCCUGCAGCGGACGACGACGGGUUUCUGGCCGACAAUUUCCGGCCAACCCAACCCCUGAAUGACCGCGUCGUGCGAGCCUCUUUUCAAUAAAAACUGCUUCAAUAUUAAUAUACAUGGCGUUCGUAAGUUUGUCGUUAAACUCAUGUCAUAACAAAUGCGCUUUGGUGUUAACAUGCACGCGGUGCCUUGUUGUCUAGUUGUAAUAUAUUUUGUUACUAUAGCGUAUUUGACUUUCUGUAGCAUUUAUUUGUGAAUAUUGUCAUGUUAUGAAAGUAUAUUUAAUUAAGGAUAGGAUUAAAAUCCAAACUCUUGAGCGAGUUUUCUAAAGGUUUUCUGUGCCACGAGGCUCUGCCACGGGGCGAUCGUAGGCUGGUACCUAUGACGCAAUACAUACUUUAUGAUAAGCCGCAUUCUUUGUUGUCAAGGAGCAAGAUCACUGAGAGGCCGCCUCAUGAAAUUCCAGUUGUGAUCGUUUUGUGUGGUCAAUACUAAAAUGUCGAGUGCUGUGCUAUGUUUAUGUCGAAUACGUGCAAGUUAACGUCAUACUGUCGUAUUGGUGAGGAUGAAGUCCCCGAGUACAGUCAUUGUAUAUUGAACAAAGUAUAAUAAAUGCAUAUUUCCAGAGCCAUUAUCGAACAAAUAUUAAAGAUUUGUACACGUCACUCGGUGACAUUCUCACUUUUGUAACUACUUGAGUUUUGGUGCCUUUUGGAAUAGAUUUGUGCUAGCUGAGGCCAUCGACACGUUUCUGCUUUCUGUUGUCCCCUAUAUUGGACAUGUUGACAUUUUGGAGGGACGUUUGUGUGGAUUUUGGUGCAGAUAAAACUGGGUUGAAAUAGAUCGUUUGCACCGGAGUCAUCUUCGAGGUGUGUGCUUCAUUUCAACUUCUUGCUUAUUCAUUGUUGAAAGUUAAUAUAUCAAUCCAUACCUCAAAAGAUGGCUGCUCUAAAAGAAUCCGGAUGUUGUGCUGCAGUUCUAAAAGUAGUGUUCACUAACUAUCCCAGCAUGCAUUGCGCAAUUAUACUUACGCGUGCGCACUCUGUUAUUUGCAAAGCGGUGACUGUUUACGGUCUUAAUGCAUGGCACUUCCGAGUUAUAUUCUGCAGUUUCCCUUUGGAAAUAGGUAUCAAUUAUUAAUAUGUACAUGUAUGUGUACAUAUAGUUUAAUUCUUCAAGUCAAUCAGUGGCACUAAAAAUGCAAUUAAAGGUGUCUUGUCUUGGUUGUAUCACCAAUGUGCACUUAAAAUGUCACCUAAAAGUGAAAUAAUUGCAUCUAAUGCCCGAUAACAAAGCUUAUAACUUAAGAUGAUAAUUAUUGUCUUGGGUAUGUUUGCAGCGAAAUAUGUCGUUUUGUCGGCUUUUUAUCUUAAUAUAUUGAGGUAAAUGUAAUGUGGAAAUGGCUGGGACAUUUAAUGCAUUCAGAUAUUCAAGAUCGUGGUCAAUUUCUUUUUCUUUUUCUUUUUUCUUUUUUCUAAUCUUCAGUGUAGGCAUUCGACAGCUAACAUAAACGGCACGUGAAAAUACCAAUUAUAUUAGGUGUUUCUUUGGCGUUUAUGCAUAUGAGGCCGCAAUCUACGCCGAGUAUUGUCGCUUGAGGGCGUUGUGUCUAAAGUUACGUUACUUAUUCUCCUAGCUGCGUUUAGGAUUAUCAAAAAUAAAAGACACACGAUUACGACCAGGAAAAACUG
Messenger RNA from Patiria miniata (bat star), 2915 nucleotides. RefSeq names its product carbonic anhydrase-related protein-like (gene ca8). The record is from RefSeq and is a predicted model, not a curated record. Gene Ontology annotation, molecular function: carbonate dehydratase activity; zinc ion binding. NCBI's taxonomy places the organism in Eukaryota, Metazoa, Echinodermata, Asteroidea, Valvatida, Asterinidae. Bases 421 to 1317 code for a protein of 298 amino acids. The transcript is spliced from 9 exons.